AUGCCGAAAUUUAUGUCUCACCGAUUUUCUUACAACAGAAGACGACAUGAUAGCAACAGAGUACGACUUCCUGGUGGUGCAGGUGCUCAUGCUCCACAUAUAAAUUUAACUUAUGUUGAUAAUGAUGUGCAUAUAGAAUUAAAAAAGGUUAUCCAAUCCGGUGAAAAACGUACACUCAUUCUGAAAGCUGAACAAUUUUUUGAAAUUUCACAAAAAAACGAUGAAAUCAAACUUGCUGGAAGAAAUAUUGCUAAUUAUCAUGGAAGUGAUAGCACAACACAACCAGCUAAGGAAGUUGGUUUAUUUAAAUUUAUUUCACGGUCUGAUUUUGAGAGUACUACAUGUGAACAUAUGUAUGAAUGGGAAGUACCAAAUUCAAAAUUGAGAGUGAGUGUACGUAAUCGUCGAAGUGAUGGUAAACGACCAAUUAAUACAGACUUUGUUGUUGAAAUACGAGUGUUCGGUACAAAUGGUUUACCCACUGAUGAAGGUAUUAUGAUGGCAUGGCAUAAUUUCGAGGGUACAUUUGUUAAACAUCAAAAAGAACGACAAGAUCGAAUUCAACAAAUGCGUAGGAAUGGAGUAUUGAAUCCUUUAGCAAGGUUGAACGCCAACGGCGCUUCAAGUUCAACUAGUGCUGCUACAACUACUGCUACUGUUUCUGUAUCUUCAACAACUACAGGAAACUUACCUACCUGGACAAUUCAAGAAGAAUUUGUUAAUAAGGAGACCUAUUCAUGUGUUAUCUGUAUCGAUACUUAUGUGAAAGGUGCAGUAGUGAAUGGUUUACCAAACUGCAGUCAUUAUUUUCAUUCAUCAUGUAUUGGAACAUGGUUAGUUGGAAGCGACCAGUGCCCUACAUGUAAUUUGGGUGAUGCAGUAAAACUCAAUGUUCAUCUUGUUCUUGCAUUAGAUGAAAAUCCUCAUCGACGAUUUAUCUAUGUUGAAAUGGCUUUCUUUUAUCGUUGGUGGCUUCAACAAACAGAUAAAAUUCAUGAUAAAGUUAAAGAAUUUGUUAAUUCAGGUCGUCUUGAAUUUAUUUCUGGUGGUUGGUGUAUGAAGGAUGAAGGAACAACACAUUAUAAUUCAAUCAUUGAUCAACAUAGUUUAGGUCUGGAAUUUCUAAAUGAUCAAUUUGGUCAUUCACGUGAACAAGCGUCUCUUCUUGCACAGAUGGGUUUUGAUGGUUUAUUUGUUGGUCGUGCUGAUUAUCAAGAUCUACAAAAACGUAAUACAACAAAAUCAAUGGAAAUGAUUUGGAAAGCAAGUGCUAAUUUAGAUCGUCAAAGUUGGUUAUUUACUGGUAUUUUACCUCGAAGAUAUUCAACUCCAGCAACAUUCUCGUUUGAUUUUAUCGCACCAGAUGAUCCGAUCAUAGAUGAUGUAAAUUUACCAGAUUAUAAUGUACCAGAACGUGUUCAAACAUUUAUUCAAACAGCUCAGAAUGAAUCAAUGGAAUAUGCAACUAAUCAUAUUAUAAUGACAUUUGGUGUUAAUCGUAGUUGGAUAACAAAAACUGAUGAUUUUUUUCCACAUGCACAUCAUCCACAUGGAUUUUGGACAGGAUAUUUUACAUCACGACCAGCUUUAAAACGUUUUGAACGUUAUUCAAAUAAUAUUUUACAAGUAAUACGACAAUUAAAUACAUUUCCUAAUAGUCAAUUACGAAAUCAAAUCUUCAGUUUAAGUGAAGCAAUGGCUAUUGCUCAACAUCAUGAUGCUGUUAGUGGAACAGAAAAACAACAUGUUGCAAAUGAUUAUGCACAACGAUUAUCCAUUGGAAUUGAUGCAGCACUUAAUGUAAUUAAUACAGCUUAUCCAAAACUAUUAACAAAAGAUAAUCAAUCAACAACAACAGAAAUUCAACAAUUUCUUUGUCAAUUAACAAAUAUAAGUGAAUGUUUACCAAUUGAAAAUGCAAAACAAUUCACAGUAAUACUUUGGAAUCCAAUAAUUCAUCCAGUUGUUGGUUAUUUACGUGUCCCUAUUACGAGAUCUUAUACAGUUCGUGAUUCUAGCGGACCAAUUCGCUCUGAGUUAAUUCCAAUUUCAAAUUCAACGAAAACAAUACCUGGUCGAAUGAGUAAUGCAACAAAUCAAUUGAUUUUUAAAUAUAAUUUACCAGCAUUGGGUUUUAAUACGUAUUUCUUUCAAGUGAAUGAAGAAGAAGAAGAAGAAAAAUUAGAAAUAACUAAAAAUGAAAUAUGUAUUUUACAAAAUCAAGGUUAUUCUGGUAAUAAUUCUCAAUUUGAUUUUCAAGCAUCUGGUGCUUAUAUCUUUCGACCAGUAACAGAAGAUGCAAAACCAAUAUCUACAAAACGUUCAUUUGAACUUGUUCAAACAGCAAUUAUUAUUUUUAAUGAAUGGAUUAGUCAAGAAAUUAAUCUUUAUGAUGAAGGAGAAGAUAUUGAAAUUGAAUGGACAGUAGGUCCGAUUCCAAUUGAAGAUAAUAUUGGAAGAGAAAUUAUUCUUCGAUAUGAUACAGAUAUUAAAAGUCAAUCAAAAUAUUAUACAGAUGCAAAUGGACGAGAAGUUCUUCAACGAAUAAGAAAUUAUCGACCAACAUAUAAUUAUACAAUUACUGAACCAGUUAGUGGAAAUUAUUAUCCAGUUAAUUCACGUAUUUGGAUCAAUGAAACAAAUCGACAAUUUACUAUUCUUACUGAUCGUUCAGAAGGUGGUGCAAGUCUUUUUGAUGGUUCAAUUGAAUUAAUGAUACAUCGGCGUUUACUGUAUGAUGAUAAUUUAGGUGUUGGUGAAGCAUUGAAUGAAUCUGCAUUUGGUCAAGGUCUUGUCGUUCGUGGAAAACAUUUUCUUAAUAUUGAUUCACCUCAAACAAAUGCUCUUUAUCAUCGUAUUCAUUCACAAGAAUUAUUCAUGUCUCCACUUGUAACAUUUGCAUUGAUUAAUUCAUCUUAUAUGAAUUAUUCAAAUUUAUAUCGUCAAACAUGGUCUGCAUUAAUCGAUACAUUACCUUCAAAUAUUCAUUUAUUAACAUUAGAUCAAUUAAAUGAAAAACAAUAUAUUAUUCGUCUUGAACAUUAUUUUGAAUUGAAUGAAGAUGAAAAAUAUUCAUAUCCAACUAAAAUUGAUUUACAAUCAAUAUUUAAAUCAAUUGGAAUAAUUGAGAAAAUAUUGGAGUUAACAUUAGAUGCUAAUUUAGAAUUAUCUCAAAUGAAUAGACUCCAUUGGUUAACUGAUAACGAUGAACUAUUACUACAAACGAAUAAUUCUACGAUUAACACAACAACAACAGCAACAUGUAAUUUUACUGCAUGCAGUUCUCAACGAACAUCAUGUUCAUCGAAUCUUGACUGCGAUUGUUUUUCGUUAACAUCCAAUCCAAAUAUAGGGAUAUGUGCUUCAACUACUUGCUCCUGCGCAAGUCUUGUACGAUGUAAUAUAGAUAAUGUAACUUGUUCAAUCGAGAGUACAAUCUGUGUGAAUAGUACACGAUGUGGUCAACCAGUAUGCUAUCCAUUAGCUAUGGCAAACAAACAAAUAUGUCCACCAAAGACUGUUACAAGAUGGUUUUCUACUGGCAAUAUGACUUAUGGACGAUCUGAACACACAGCAUCUGUAUUAUCGAAUGGAAAUGUAUUAGUUACUGGUGGAUGGAAUGAGGGUGGUAUAUUAAGUACUGCUGAGCUGUUUGAUCCAUCAACAGGUACUUGGACAACUACUGUUACUGGUGGACGAGGCAUUGGUUAUGUUGAUUUAAAUAGUGCUGAGCUGUAUGAUCCAUCAACACGCAUUUGGACAACUACUAGUAAUAUGAUUAAUGCACGAUAUUCUCACAGAGCAUCUGUAUUAUCAAAUGGAAAAGUACUAGUUACUGGUGGAAUUGAUUAUAGUGGUAGUGUUUUAAAUAGUGCUGAAUUGUAUGAUCCAUCAACAGGUAUUUGGACAACUAUUAGUAAUAUGACGAAUGCACGAGGAUAUCACAGAGCAUCUAUAUUAUCAAAUGGAAAAGUAUUGGUUACUGGUGGAUGGGCCAUUGUAUAUAUUACAUUGAAUAGUGCUGAAUUAUAUUAA
Messenger RNA from Adineta steineri, 4035 nucleotides. The record is from the annotation of a GenBank genome assembly. NCBI's taxonomy places the organism in Eukaryota, Metazoa, Rotifera, Eurotatoria, Adinetida, Adinetidae.